Exaiptasia diaphana is the source of this 3633-nucleotide messenger RNA. RefSeq lists its product as uncharacterized. The record is from RefSeq and is a predicted model, not a curated record. Lineage: Eukaryota; Metazoa; Cnidaria; Anthozoa; Actiniaria; Aiptasiidae. The transcript has a single exon. The coding region runs from base 238 to 2238 and encodes 666 amino acids.
ACUUUAUACAGGUUUGCUGACUGCCACAAGGAAUGGCUAGGCAGAACAGUGAUAAACAAUUGUUCAUUUGUUAGUCAGCAAAACCACAGGCAGCUGUUUAGAAGAACUCCUUGUGGCCAGCCUCUUUUAAAGGAAGUACUUCUCAAAAAUGGUAAAAAAAGACUUUACCCCUUAAAAGUAUACUGUUAUAAUAGUAUCCUAGAGAGCUUGAAAAGAUUAGUGAACAAACCAACAUUCAUGGCUAAUUGUGAAUUGUGGCGAAAGAGGAACAUACCAAAGGGUUUCCUUGCUGAUGUCUUUGAUGGCAAAGUGUGGAAAGAUUUUAUGUAUAUUGAAGGAAAGCCCUUUCUGGCAGAACCAAGGAACUAUGCAUUGAUGCUUAACGUAGAUUGGUUUCAACCAUUCAAACAUUCAAUUUAUAGUGUGGGUGCUUUGUAUAUGGUUUUCAUGAACUUACCAAGAGAACUUAGAUUCAAGACAGAAAAUGUUAUUCUUGUAGGCAUUAUACCAGGGCCUCAUGAGCCUAAAUUAAAUAUCAACUCCUAUCUGAAACCCCUUGUUGAAGAACUUAACACACUUUGGCAGGGAGUACAACUAAAGGUCGAAAGCAAUGACACAUUCCGUGCAGCCCUACUAUGUGUUGGAUGUGAUAUUCCUGCUGCAAGAAAAGUUUGCGGUUUUACUGGACAUUCUUCUUGUCACGGGUGUUCAAAAUGCAAGAAGGUUUUCACUGGAAAUGUCUCUGAGAGAAUGGACUUUUCUGGGUUUGAACCUUGUUCACCAAGAACAAAUUUUGAACAUCGGCAGCAGGCUGAAGACAUUUUGAAGCAAACAUCUCAAAGUGAUAGAAAUACUAAAGAACAACAAUAUGGAACACGAUACACUGAGCUCAUGAUGCUGCCAUACUUUGAUUGUGUCAGAUUCCACAUUAUUGAUCCUAUGCAUAAUUUAUUCACAGGAACAGCAAAACAUGUCAUGCGUAACAUUUGGCUGGAAAGCUCUUCUCCAAUAAUAGAAAAAAAAGAUCUUGAAAAUAUUCAAAAAAAGAUUGACAAGAUUGAUGUGCCAUCAAGUGUUGGCAGACUUCCAAAGAAGAUAGUCAACUCCUACGGAGGAUUUACUGCUGAUCAAUGGAAAGUUUGGACAAUCAUCUAUUCUAUCUUUUCUUUGUGGGACAUUUUACCAAACCAAGAUUUAGAGGUGUGGCGCAGUUUUGUUUUAGCUUGUAGUUUCUUGUGUACACCCAUCAUUACUGAAACUAAAGCUAGAUUAGGACACUACCAUCUCAUGAAGUUUUGUCAAGACUUUGAAAAACAUUAUGGACCGGACAAGGUGACGCCAAAUAUGCAUUUGCAUAUGCACAUUCUCGAGUGUAUAAUGGAUUUUGGGCCAGUAUACUCCUUCUGGCUCUUUAGCUUUGAGAGAUUGAAUGGCAUUUUAGGAGAGUUUUCAACUAACCAAAGAUCAGUUGAGAUUCAAAUCAUGCGAAAAUUUUUAUCUGAACAAUAUGUAAAAGCUCUCAGUCCUCCUACAGCAUUUGAUGAAUAUUUUGGUCCUAUUUUGAAAAAAAUGACAUCAUCUUCUUCAGGAACUCUCCGUGUGACAACCAGUAACAGUUCUUCAUGUCAAGUUAUUAAACAAAGCAUGCUUUCCAUUGGUCCAGUAAGGAAGGGGAACUUUUGGGCAUUUUCAGUCCAAGAAUCAUUUAUUAACCUUCUUAAUCCUAUUUACAAGUACAGCAUAAGUAGCAACUCUCUUCCUGACCUCAAGGACUCAUAUCAAGCCUUCCUAGAUAAUGUAGAUACCACUACAGUGACAAUUCAUUGUGAAUUGGUCUCUGCUGUAAAUAUAGCUGGUGAAAUCUUUGGCUCAUUCAACUCAAGACAUAAGAGGUCUUCAUAUGUUCUAGCAGCGUGGUGUGGCUUCAAUGGUAGGGUCGACACAAGUGGUGCCAACGUGCGACCUGGUGUUGUUCAGCAGUUUAUCCGGCAAAAUGUCAUGGUUGAUGGUCAUCACUCAACAUAUAUACUGGCUGAAGUGAAGUGGUACCAACAGCACCCAAAAAGACACAAACUAGGUGUUCCUAUUGAGGUCUGGUGUAGAGAUUUUGAUUGUGAAGGCCCAGCUAAUUUUAUCCCUCUCCAAAGACUCUAUGGCAAGUUUGUUCCAGCUUACCAAGUGAUUGAUCAUGAAACUGUUCUUGUUGUCUGUCCAAUGACAAAACACCUCCAAUGCUGAUUCAAAGAACUUUGAUUGUUGUUACUCAGUAAUGGUAUGGAUAUAAUUGCAUUUGUAUAUGUAUUGGUUUACUAAAGUUCAUUUAGUUCAAGUCUGGAUUUCUAUUAAACUUUGCACAAUAUUUUUCUGUCUACAAGACACUAGAUACAUAUAAACAACAUCUGCAAUUUGUGUUCUUUACACCAUCAAUUUGUUUAAUAACCUUACAUCAUUUUAUGAUUAUAACUGAAAUUCAACAUUAAGUUAAUUGCUAUACUUUUCUCUUUUUUGAGAAAUGCUAUUGACUGAACAAUGUGAAUAAAUUAAGUGUUGAAACAACCAAACUCUAUAACAUCCAAAGGUUAAAGGGUAAUUACUACUACUAAAGUCAUUCUUUAUGUUAAGCUUUGUUCAUUUGUCAUCAGUUAAACUGCAACUACCUGUAGUUUCUUAAAUAGCAAUAUAGAUAAAUAUUUUAGAAAGCAAAAUACAUACUGUAGUUCAUUCACCCUUGGGGCAAUAGGAUUACAGUGCAGACACAGUAAGUGGGUUCACUUAGUUGACAAUCAAUCAAAUGGUAUAUAGUUUUUAGGCACAAUGAUGAUAUGGAUACAAUGUAUUUCAAAGUCUUUUGAUUUUUGAGACCUAUUAGAGUGUCUGCUCUGUAAUUAUGCCUUAUUUACCUUCGAGUUAGUUUCAUAGGCCUGACAAAAUAUAUUAUAGUAUACAUUUAUAGUGUGGCCACUUAAACCAGGAACAUAUGAAUAUAGCCAACCAAUCAAAAACAGCAAAAACCACACAAAUUGACAACAGCAUUGACCAAUCAAAUCAAAUUGUUCCAAUGCUGAUAAAAAAAACUCAGCUAAAAGCUGCAAUAUGAUUGGUUGGUAGUCCCAAAUUGUCUUGAUGACACUGCUUUCUGUUGCCACACUGCUAAAAACUUUUGAAGAUAAUAUUAAAGCUAAACAGCAAAACAGGUUUUUAUUGUACAGAAUUUACAACAUUACAACUGCAUGCAUCUUAAAUCAAAAUAUGAUAUCAUCUAUUAGACAUUAUUUCAAAUACACAUCAAAAAAUUAUGAAUCUUGAGUUUGUAUGUGAUUUAUUGUUGUAGCUGUUUUCAAAUUGUUGUGUUUUGGAUCAUCUCUGUUGAUUUGUCCACCAGGGCUGCUUGCUUGUAAUACUGUAUGCAAAAAAUUUAUUAUAUGGUGAGCUUUGUCUGUCUUUGUCCUCUCAUAGUGAGAAUGCUUAAUUAAUCUUGAAAUAAUAAUCAUGUACUGAUGAAUAAAUUAUGAAUGAGCAGUUAUUUGUGCUCAUUUUCCUUCUGUGUUUAAAUGACAAAACCAUUCAGAGUCUUGAGUGAUUGAAGUUAUGAUUAUUAUUGUUAAUGGAUAUUUUUACAAUAUUUUAGAGUGG